GACUCUCUAGAGUCUCUAGUAUUAUGUAUGAAUCUCACCGUGAUAGUCUACCAUAUUUCCGUGAUCCUUCCGCAGUGGACGAAGUUUCUAAUCUGUUUUUUAUUCAUUGUCAUUACGAUGGAGAGCGAACGCUAUAACAACAACGUAGUGCAUCAUAAUUAUACAGAAGAGCUAACCAAUGAGGAUAAGAAAUAUGCAAUGGAAUAUUUAAACGAAACUGAUGAAAAUAGAGAGAACGAUGUCGCGGAAAUUAGACGCUGGCUCGAGGACGAAUUACGCAUACGAAUCGAUAAUUUUUUUAUUUUGCGAUUUUUGAGAGUCUGCAAGUUUAACCUCGAGAAAACCAAGACCAGAAUACGAAACUAUUAUAAGCAGUUAUCUCAUCUACCGGAAUGGUAUUUAAAUAAGGAUCCAUUUCGACCAGAACUGCAGGAGCUGCUUGAUUUAGGAAUAUUAUUGCCUUUGCGGAAGCCAGACAGUCAAGGAAGAGUAGUUUUUCUUAUUCGUGGCACUCGGCACGAUCCAAGAAUACACACAAUACCAAAUUUGUCUAAGGCCUUUAUAUUGGCGAUAGAAAUGGCGAUGAAGUAUUAUCCAGCAGCAUCCGUGUAUGGCUGCGCAAUGUUCUUUGACGUAAUCAAUCCAACUAUAAGACACAUUUUUCAAUUUCGACCCUACGUGAUAAUGAAUAUGGUCCACGCGUGGCAGAGCUGCUAUCCUAUGAGAUACCAGACGAUUACCGUAUUCAACGUCCCGACGUUUUUUGAUAUUGUAAUAAGAAUUAUGAAAUCUUUCAUGACCGAGAAAAUGAAAAACAGAUUCUAUGUCUAUUCACACAGGCCACAGUGUUUCAAAGAUAUUCCCGCUAACAUUUUACCCGUCGAAUAUGGUGGUACCGACGGUACAAUGAAGGAAUUAACAGAAUAUUGGAAGAAGUUAAUUGAAGAGAAUCGCGACUGGCUCUUGCGUGAUGAGAAUGUUAAAAUUGAAUGACAUUUUGGAGGAUUUAGAAUCGAUAGAAAAUAUUUGCUCUUUAUAAUUAUACGCACUCGCAUUUGUUGCCGUAAUAUAAAUCGCAAUUUGGUUUAUGAAUUUUACAAGAGAAAAAUCAUCUCUCUUGCUCUUUUGUUACAUAAGAUUCUAUCUGUGCAAUAGCAAACAACUGAUAAGAUAUGAAAUUAGUUUAUAUUAGAUAAAGCUGUAUACAUGAAAACAAAUUACAAAUUUACUUUUAAGCUUC
Wasmannia auropunctata (little fire ant) is the source of this 1240-nucleotide messenger RNA. Its product is annotated as alpha-tocopherol transfer protein-like. Bases 28 to 993 code for a protein of 321 amino acids. Gene Ontology annotation, cellular component: membrane. The record is from RefSeq and is a predicted model, not a curated record. Lineage: Eukaryota; Metazoa; Arthropoda; Insecta; Hymenoptera; Formicidae. Gene Ontology annotation, molecular function: phosphatidylinositol bisphosphate binding. The transcript has 5 exons.